Rubroshorea leprosula is the source of this 1345-nucleotide messenger RNA. NCBI's taxonomy places the organism in Eukaryota, Viridiplantae, Streptophyta, Magnoliopsida, Malvales, Dipterocarpaceae. The record is from the annotation of a GenBank genome assembly.
CAACUUCCUUUCCUUUCUCUACACCAUCCUUCCCCUUCCUAGAGUUAAAGCCUCUGUUUUUUCUCUGUUUUUUCUGCAGUGAGAGAAUGGCUGUAGUUAGUUUCACCUGCAUUGUGUCUCUUAUAUCCCUAAUGUGGGUAGCUGAAGCAAGAAUCCCUGGAGUUUACAGUGGAGGUUCAUGGCAGAAUGCUCAUGCUACCUUCUAUGGAGGAUCUGAUGCUUCUGGCACCAUGGGAGGGGCUUGUGGAUAUGGAAAUCUCUACAGUCAGGGCUACGGCGUUAACACGGCCGCACUAAGCACUGCCCUUUUCAACAACGGUCUUAGCUGCGGCGCGUGCUUCGAAAUCAAGUGCGCCAAUGACAAGCAAUGGUGCCAUUCUGGAAGCCCUUCCAUCUUCGUCACGGCGACCAACUUCUGCCCGCCAAACUACGCCCUCCCCAACGACAAUGGCGGCUGGUGCAACCCUCCCCGCUCCCACUUCGACCUCGCCAUGCCCAUGUUCCUCAAGAUCGCCGAGUACCGCGCUGGCAUCGUCCCCGUCUCCUACCGCCGGGUGCCAUGCCGGAAGAAGGGAGGAAUAAGGUUCACGAUUAACGGUUUCCGUUAUUUCAACUUGGUUUUGAUCACCAACGUGGCGGGUGCAGGGGAUAUCGUGAGGGCGCACGUGAAGGGGGCGAGGACUGGGUGGAUGAGCAUGAGCAGGAACUGGGGUCAGAACUGGCAGUCAAACGCGGUGCUGGUUGGACAGUCACUGUCGUUCAGGGUGACAGGCAGUGACAGACGCACCUCCACCUCGUGGAACAUCGUUCCCGCGCAUUGGCAGUUCGGUCAAACAUUCACGGGAAAGAAUUUCAGAGUUUGAUGGAAGAUAUUUAUUAUAUAUAUAUAUAUAUAUGAUUUGGACAUCAAAUGUCCGAAAAUUUAACCCCAAAUUACGUAAAAAAAAAAAACAAUGCAAGUUUCCCGCCAGAUCAUUUUGCAGUUUUAUGUUUUUGGCGCCAAAGGUUUUUGCUUGGGAGAAUGUGGGAGUGGUUUUUAAUGUUAUUGUUAUUAUUGUUAUUAUAUAUUAAGGUUUAAGUUAGAAGGGAAGGAGAAAUGGAAGUGUUACUGACUUUUUUCUCUUUUUUCUUUUUUUUAAUAUUUUGGAUUGGUGGGUUUUGUUUUGUUGUGUGAAGUUUAGUUAGGGUUAAGGGAAAGGGGGGUGGGAGGAGAAGAGUUGUAGGGAAGGGGCUGAAGCGGCUGAAGGACAUUGUAGCCCGCAGCCCUAUGAAAAAAAAAUGAAUAUAUUGGAGAAGGUGAAAGUAUUUGUGGUAACUUAUGGUUGAAUGAAUUUGGAUAUAAUUA